AUGAACGACGAAGAGAAAUGGCGUGCAGCAAUUUGGAAGUCGCCGGCCCCCCAAAAAGCGAUUGUCACAGCAUGGAGAUUGAUGCGAAAUAGGCUCCCAACUUGCGAUAACUUGAGGAAGAGAAGUAUUGAUUUGGGAGAAGAAGAAUCCAAGUGCAGCGAAUGUAAACUCCUUCCAGAAUCGACAAAUCAUCUGUUUCUUAGGUGCCCCAAGAUAGAGGAAGUUUGGAACGAGCUCCAGAAGUGGCUGGGAGUGGAAAUGGUGCGUCCCCAAAGGGUUGAAAGUCACUUUGGUACGUUUUCUUGCUUCGGGAAAGAAAAAAAGAUUAUAAAGCUAUUGUCUGCUAUUUGGGUUUGUUGCGUUUGGAUUCUUUGGAAGAAAAGGAAUGAGAAACGGUUUGAACGUAUGGAAUGGGAGUCAAAGAACAUCGUCACGGAGAUCAAAAUUAGAACGUGGUGUUGGAAUAAGAUCUUCGGGAUAGUUGGAAAGGAGAUGGAUCUUUCUUGCUGGUGCUCUAAUGAGCUGAUCAAAACGGUUUUGUAA
Salvia miltiorrhiza (redroot sage) is the source of this 543-nucleotide messenger RNA. RefSeq lists its product as uncharacterized. Lineage: Eukaryota; Viridiplantae; Streptophyta; Magnoliopsida; Lamiales; Lamiaceae. The transcript has a single exon. The record is from RefSeq and is a predicted model, not a curated record. Bases 1 to 543 code for a protein of 180 amino acids.